Psilocybe cubensis is the source of this 624-nucleotide messenger RNA. RefSeq lists its product as uncharacterized. NCBI's taxonomy places the organism in Eukaryota, Fungi, Basidiomycota, Agaricomycetes, Agaricales, Agrocybaceae. Bases 1 to 624 code for a protein of 207 amino acids. The record is from RefSeq and is a predicted model, not a curated record. Gene Ontology annotation, molecular function: glutathione binding; glutathione transferase activity. The transcript is spliced from 5 exons. Gene Ontology annotation, cellular component: cytoplasm.
AUGGUUCUCAAGGUUCACGGAGCCCCGACACCAUGCACUCAGCGAGUUCUAAGCAUCUUAUACGAGAAGCAGGUGCCUUUUGAGCUUGUGCCUGUUGAUUUGUCGACUGCAGAACAUAAAGGAGCGAAACAUCUGGAGAAUCAUCCUUUCGGAUUGUGCCCUUUCAUCGACGACGAUGGAUUUGUGCUCUACGAAAGCCGGGCAAUUGCCCAGUACAUAGCAAUGAAGUACGACAACCAGGGUACACAAGGCCUCAUUCCCAAAGACCUCAAGUCAUAUGCUCGUUUCCAGCAAGCGGCGUCAACGGAGACGAGUUAUUUUAAUGAUCUAGCCGGGACCAUCUUAAUGGAGAGAAUCUUUAAACCCGAUGAAAAGCUGGUUGAAUCUUCUUUGACUAGAUUGGCAGCCAACUUGGACGUAUACGAGAAAAUACUUUCAAAACAAAAAUACUUGGGCGGCGAAGAAAUUACGUUGGCGGAUCUGUAUCAUUUACCUUGCGGAACUUUGCUCCCAGCUGCUGGUACUGAUGUUAUCGAAGCCAGACCAAAUGUCGCCAGAUGGUUCAAAGACCUGUCUUCCCGAGAGUCGUGGAAAGCUGCUCUUGCUACGACAUCAGCAAUGUGA